CAGUGGCGGAGCUUGUAUGGGCGGGAAUGGUCGGCAACAGCGGCACAAGCGCGUCGCUAUCGCGAGGAGGUGCGGCGGAAGCUGGCCGCGGGGGAGAAAGACGAUGAUGAUGGCGAAGACGAAGAAGACGACUAUGAAGCCGAUGAAGAAGAAGCCGCCGUAGAAGAAGUGAACGAAGUGAAAGAACUCACCGAGGGCGUAUCAGCAGAAGAAGAGAGAACAGAAGGGACGAAAGAGAAAGAGGAGGAGGAGAGCAAGGUGGACGAGGUGUACGCGAGUCGCUCCGCGGAGCACGAGGAGUACAAGCGCGAUCUGCCGCUCGUGCGCGGGCUCACGUCGUGGAAGCAAUUCUUCUGGCUCCGAAGGAAAUUGGAGCGCUCCAAAGAAGUGGAGGCGAUACUCGGGGCCGACCCACACGAGAGGACUGCGGCCAUGUACCUCGCCGGCGGGUACCACCUCUACGAGAAGCGGCCCAAGGUGGAAGACGACCCGAUGCAGUGGAACGAAGACCGAGACGACCUCGACACGCGGAUGCUCUACUUGAACAGGAGGGACAUGCGUGCGGCCUACACGGGCCUGGGCAACGUGUCCAUCGAGUUUGCCGUCUAUCAAAAGCAUUGGCCCCCGAACGCCACGAUAAAGGCCAUCGAGCACUCCUACCUGGCCGGUGUGAUACGAACGUACGGUGAUUCGGACAUCCACACGCACGAAGAAGCCAUCGCAGUGUUCAAGAGUGCACUCGAGCUCUUCCCCGACCAAGCAAAUAGGACUGAGGAGGAAAACGAGGAGUGCGCCUACAUUAUGCACGAGAUCGCCACCAAACUGUUCGAGCAGGAUCAACCGCUGGAGGCGCUUGAGUGGUACAUCAAGGCGAUCGACGAGUACGAGCUGGCGAUCCACGAGUUCUCUGCGCCGCUGCUUCUUUCCAACAUGGCCGCUUUGCACCAAACUCGUCUGUCGCGCGCUGGAGCAGAUGCCAUCAAGGAGCAGGCGGAGCUGAUACCGGCCCUCGAGGCCAAGCUGUCGCUGAUCGAUGAAGCCGCCAGUAUAUACGCUGAGGCACAGGAGUUAGUAGCCCUCGGAGACACGGACAUGUGCAUCCAGUUGAUCCACGGGCUCGCUGUGGUCUACCUCACGCGAGCCUGUUUUCUCGACAACCACAUCUCUGCGGACUACGACCGUGAGCCAACCGAGGUGCUUGGCGAACGGUUGGCGGCCUGGCGGAAGGACCUGCAAGAGUCCGUGGCGCAAGCCGAGCAAAUUCUCAACAGCACGGACAGUGCGCUGAACGAUCCCUACACCGACUUUUGCUUUGCUCGAAUCUACGCAGUCUCGCGUCGGUUCGAUGAGUGCCGAAAAUGGCUGGAAAAGUGCCGGCACAGGCGGUACCUGGGCAAGAUGCGGAAGCUCCACCGGCUGGCGUUCAAGAACGUGGAGGACCAAGCCUGGUUCCAGCGCAUGGUCGACGAGCAGACCGCCGCUUCGGGCAGCCUCUGCAUCCCUGAAGAUGACCCCAGCGACCUACCCAGCACCUAG
This is a messenger RNA of Acanthamoeba castellanii str. Neff, 1536 nucleotides long. RefSeq lists its product as uncharacterized. Lineage: Eukaryota; Discosea; Longamoebia; Acanthamoebidae. The transcript is spliced from 11 exons. Gene Ontology annotation, molecular function: protein binding. The record is from RefSeq and is a predicted model, not a curated record. The annotation marks the transcript as partial.